Messenger RNA from Protopolystoma xenopodis, 486 nucleotides. The record is from the annotation of a GenBank genome assembly. Lineage: Eukaryota; Metazoa; Platyhelminthes; Monogenea; Polystomatidea; Polystomatidae.
AUGGAUAUCGUUUUGUUCAAAAAAUUCGUGUUCAUUUCCUUUUCAGUUUUACUUCGUCAACUCCUAACCUCCAUAUUUUCCCCCUCCCCAUGCCUCACCUGGCAGCCUCUCCGCUUCUUUGAAAAUGAGGACGAAUCAUGUUUGAACCUUGUUGGGACCACUAGUGCUAGUCUUGAGGAUUUUGUUGAGGAGGUCGACUUCUCUCGUCUCGUCUGCAAUCCCUCAGGACGUCUGAUUUCUCCAGAUCUUCGCCUCGCUGUGGCUCUGCUUUUGGCUCGCCAGCUCGCACAGGAGGAUCCCAGGCUGACAGGAUUCACCUAUUCCGCCUGGUGGCAGGACACAUUUUCUCCUGCCGGGGUCUUGGUACGACCACGAAAUAUCGUCUUCCUGGCAAAGCAGAUGACUCUCCUCUUACCCUGGGAGACUAGGCCUACUCUCCUCUCUGCACAGGUGUCAGAACCCCCCUACCUUGUAAGUGUGCAUUGA